CGGCCUGGUCUGUCUUCAUACUUCCUUCUUAAGUUAACUCUACUCAUACAAAAGUACUACUCUCUAGUCUCUUCACAAAUCAUUCAGACACAAAAAAAAGAAAGAAAACGAAAUAUGGAGAAAGGGUGGAGGUCUUGGUUGCCUUUAAUGGCUAUGGUGAUGAUGUUUCUUCAUGUAAAUUUUAUUCAUGGGGAAGACCCUUAUAGGUUCUACACUUGGAAUGUUACAUAUGGGGAUAUUUACCCUCUUGGUGUCAAACAACAGGGGAUAUUGAUAAAUGGGCAAUUUCCAGGACCACCUAUUCAGUGUGUGACCAAUGACAACUUGAUUAUCAAUGUUUUCAACAAUUUGGAUGAUUCCUUUCUCAUUUCCUGGAAUGGUGUCGAGCAGAGGAGAAAUUCAUGGCAGGAUGGAGUCUAUGGUACUAAUUGUCCCAUUCCACCAGGCAAAAACUUCACUUAUGUUCUCCAAGUCAAGGAUCAGAUUGGUAGUUUCCACUACUUUCCUUCCCUUGCUUUCCACAAAGCAGCAGGAGGAUUCGGUAGCAUAAAUAUUGCCAGUCGCUCCGUGAUUCCUGUUCCUUUUCCUCCUCCUGCUGGAGAGUUCUCCAUACUGACUGGAGAUUGGUUCAAACAAAACCACAGUGACCUCAAAGCAAUUUUGGAUGGUGGACAUGAUCUUCCCUUCCCUGACGGGCUUCUUAUUAAUGGACGUGGAUCAAAUGGUUAUACGUUCACCGUUGAUCAAGGCAAGACUUACAGAUUCAGGAUAUCAAAUGUUGGUCUCACGACUUCCGUUAAUUUCAGAAUCCAGGGGCAUAAGAUGACGGUAGUUGAAGUAGAAGGGACUCACACUGUGCAAAAUACAUAUGAUUCCCUUGAUAUCCAUUUGGGACAGUCCUACUCUCUGUUAUUAACAGCAGAUCAACCUGCACAAGAUUACUAUAUUGUUGUCUCGACACGUUUCACAUCUCAGGUGCUCACAGCUACGUCUACUCUUCAUUAUAGUAACUCAGCAGGAAGUGUUACUGGCCCUCCUCCUGGUGGACCAACAGUUGAAAUUGAUUGGUCUUUCAAUCAGGCCCGAUCUCUGAGGCGUAAUCUAUCAGCUAGUGGACCGAGACCUAACCCUCAGGGUUCCUACCACUAUGGACUGAUUAACACCACACGCACAAUUAGACUUGCGAAUUCAGCUCCAAUCAUCAAUGGGAAGCAAAGAUAUGCUAUCAACAGCGUGUCAUUUGUUCCAGCAGAUACACCACUUAAACUUGCUGAUCACUUCAAUAUUCCCGGGGUCUUUACCCUUGGAAGCAUGCCAGAUAGCCCUACUGGAUCCGGUGCUUACCUUCAGACAUCCGUUAUGACUGCUGAUUUUCGAGCUUAUACUGAGGUUAUAUUUGAGAAUUUAGAAGACAGUGUGCAGUCUUACCACAUUGAUGGACACCAUUUCUUCGUUGUGGGAAUGGGUCAAGGAGAGUGGACUCCUGCAAGCAAAUUAACAUACAAUUUAAGGGACACAAUUUCUCGUUCAACAGUUCAGGUAUACCCGAAAUCCUGGACUGCACUAUACAUGCCAUUAGACAAUGUGGGAAUGUGGAACAUAAGGUCUCAGAAUUGGGCUCGUCAAUAUUUAGGACAACAAUUUUAUCUGCGAGUUUAUUCACCUGUAAAUUCGUGGAGAGAUGAAAAUCCAAUUCCCAGCAAUGCUCUUCUGUGUGGAAGAGCAUCAAGCUGAGGAACUUUGCACCAGUAAUUGGAACAACCUGCAGAUUUGUUACAUGAAGGUGACUAGGCUUCAAGUAGUUGUUACCAAUAUUGUGCUCAUUGAAAUAAUUCAAUUCUUUAUUUUAUUAAGUUAUCUUUGGUUCAAGUGAUUUUUUCCCUUUAAGUC
This is a messenger RNA of Solanum stenotomum, 1890 nucleotides long. Its product is annotated as L-ascorbate oxidase homolog. Gene Ontology annotation, molecular function: copper ion binding; oxidoreductase activity. Lineage: Eukaryota; Viridiplantae; Streptophyta; Magnoliopsida; Solanales; Solanaceae. The transcript has 8 exons. Bases 115 to 1734 code for a protein of 539 amino acids. The record is from RefSeq and is a predicted model, not a curated record.